CAGGUGACGGCCUGCCUUCCCAGGCCCCACAACCCCCGAGAUUCCGCGCGCCUGCCUCCCGCCCGCCCGCUGCGAUCGCCCCUUCCAGGCCCUCGGUCUGUCCGCUGGGGGCGCGCGCAGUGCCUGGCAGGCGGCCUCGGCGCCGGCGGCUGGGAGCUCGGGUCGCGUGGCGGUGCGUGGUUGCUAGGGGCGUCUCAGGCCGCCCGCUUGCCCAGCAGGCCGAGGGAGGAAGCCCCGCGGAGCCGGCGCCGAGCCGGGGCGAAGCUGGGUCCGCUAGGGAGACAUAGCUAGGGAUUUAUCUCAUAAGAGAAAAUGAGGAUGAUUCCUACGAUCCUCUCCAAUCUUCCAGGAUAAGUUCCAGGCUCCACACCCAGAAUGGGGCUUGAACUCACAACCCUGAGAUCAAGAGUUGUACAUUCUACUGACUGAGCCAGCCAGGCGCCCUGCACCCCAUGUUAUUCUGAUGCAGGUGACUGAGAGAAAGAAGGUUUCACUGAAAGCAACUGAAGGUCAAGAGUGCAGAGCUGGUGUGACAAGCUUGAAGUGGUUGGAUAUGCACGUGGAAAAGAUGAGGUCAGUGUGUUGGCUCCUAAAGUAAGUUCCUCACAAGCUGUCGAUUGGAGGGUCAACUGAUGGUGGAUCCUUUAGGCUUAGUCAGAGAGACUACUACAAAAACAUUUCCUUGGUAUGGAUGCCAGGAUUCCAUUCAGAAUUAUCCCAGAUGAGUGACUUCUUAUAGAAGGGUCUUGUUUUUCCAACCCUCUGGAUGCUGUCAUUUCUGAAAACUGGAGAUUAUUUUGUGACUUUGAUUUAGAAAGAGAGAGAAGGAAGCCGCUCAGUGAAGUCACAGAUGGUGAGACAGACAGAUGCAUUUUUCUUCGGAGAGAGAGCAAAGAGCUCCGAGGGAGUGGGAACCUGCUGACGGACUUCGAGAAUGCAGCCGCAGCUUCUAGAGGUGCGUGGCACCUGUUCCGAGUUGGGCCACGAGGCCACGCGGCCAUGAUGGGGGCCCCUCAUGGCCUCUGCAGGAACAGAGCACUACAGUAUUGGCCUCCGCCAGGGAACCAGCUUCAAGCAGAGUGGCCCCUCCGGCUCGGUGCCUGCCCGGCCGCUGGAGAAGCCCUCUGAGGGCAGAGGCUGGGCGCAGGCCCAUCAGCAGGUGAAGCCAAUCUGGAAGCUGGAGCGGAAGCAGGUGGGGACACUGUCAGCGGGGUUGGGCCCUGGCCUCUUGGGUGUCCCAGCCCAGCCAGCGUAUUUCUUUUGCCCUGGCACUUUGUGUAGCUCGGGGCGCUCGGCUGUCAUCGCGGGCCACAGCGGCUCCUGUUCCCUGCACUCGCUCCCAGACUUGUUCAGCGGCACCUUGCUAUACCGCCGCGCCAGCUACAGCCACAAAUCCUACCAGCAGCUGGAGUCCUUCUGCUUGCGCUCAAGCCUGCCAGAAAAGAGACCUUUCUCUCUCCCUCCAAAGAGCCUCCCUGUCAGACUCACUGCCAAUAAGGCCCCUUCUUUCACGGUCUCCCCCAUGGCCCAGCCCAUGGCGUCCUCCACAGAUCCGUACCUCUCAGUGGGCGCAGCUGGAGAAAACCCUUCGGGGAAGAGCCUGGCCUCUGCCAUCUCAGGGAAGAUCCCGUCUCCGCUCGCCUCCUCCCACUCCUCCUACAAGCCCGUGCUGAAUAACAACUCCUUCAUGCGGCCAAAUAGCACUAAAGUGCCUUUAUCGCAGGCCCCAGAGGGCCUGAAGCCAGUACCCUCACCCAAGGUCCAUCUUGUCCCCUGGCAUCAUUCGGGGGGCACCGGAGACUGUGCACUCCAGCCCGUGGAGCACAGGGUGCCCAAGAGCGAUGGCACUGUCCCAGGUGACGCCCCGGCCCCUAGCACCCUGUCAGCCCCUCGCUCUUUUGACACUCUGACCACCAAUGUUGCCUCUUCCCAGUACAACCGCAGUAACUUAGCCGCAAGAGCAGAGCCGCAUCCUUGUGGCCUGGAUGGCGACUUGGUUCCUCAGGCUCUGACUAAGGAGGUUCGGUUCACUGAGGCCGUGAGAAAGUUGACUGCAAGAGGCUUUGAGAAGAAGCCAAGGCAAGGCUGCCAGUUUGAACAGUCUUGUUUCCUGAGCCCCGGCUUGCAGUGUGAUCUCCUCAACAGGACCCGGCAGUGGAAACCUCCCAUGGUAGGCCAGCAGUUCCCGCAGGAGGAUGCCGGAGCAAACAGUAGGAUCCCCCCUAGCGCCUCAGACACCUUGGAGUUGGACAGUACGGUCUUCUGUACCAAACGCAUCAGCAUUCACCUCCUUGCCUCCCAUGCCAGUGCGCUCAGCCACAGCCCUGCCUGUGGAUCUGCGAUGGACUCCCUACCACUUGGAGAAGAGAAAACUUCUGUUCUGCCUUCUCCCCCUCAGCUGCUUGGUGUAGCCGACGUGGCCACCCGCCUCUCUUCCAUCCAUCUGGGCCAGCUUGGGAAGGAGGGGCCUAAGGAAGCCAGGGGACUGGACUCCCCUGCUAGGGAUAUCGGUUCACCUACAGACCCCCAGCUAGACCUGGGUGAGGCUGAAGAUCUAGAAGAAGAGCUAGUAGCAGAUGGUUUGGAGGACUGCUGCAGCCAUGAUGAGAAUGAAGAGGAAGAGGGAGACUCAGAGUGUUCCUCAGUCAGUGCUGUCUCCACCAGCGAGUCAGUAGCAGUGAUCUCUCGGAGCUGUGCGGAGAUUCUGACCAAACCCCUCUCCACUGAGAAAAUUGUCCGGCCAGCCCUCAUCUACAGCCUCUUUCCCAACGUGCCCCCUACCAUCUAUUUUGGCACCCGGGAUGAGAGAGUGGAGAAACUUCCCUGGGAGCAGAGGAAGCUGCUCCGGUGGAAGAUGAGCACAGUGACCCCCAACAUUGUCAAGCAGACCAUUGGACGGUCCCACUUCAAAAUCAGCAAGAGAAAUGAUGACUGGCUGGGCUGCUGGGGUCACCACAUGAAGUCUCCUAGUUUCCGAUCCAUUCGGGAGCAUCAGAAGCUAAACCACUUCCCAGGUUCCUUCCAGAUUGGGCGAAAGGACCGACUGUGGCGGAACCUGUCUCGCAUGCAGAGCCGCUUUGGCAAGAAGGAGUUCAGCUUCUUCCCCCAGUCCUUCAUCCUGCCCCAGGAUGCCAAGCUCCUGCGCAAAGCCUGGGACAGCAGCAGCCGGCAGAAGUGGAUUGUUAAACCGCCAGCGUCAGCCCGAGGCAUUGGCAUCCAGGUCAUUCACAAGUGGAGUCAGCUCCCCAAGCGAAGGCCCCUCCUGGUACAGAGGUAUCUACACAAACCCUACCUCAUCAGCGGCAGCAAGUUCGAUCUGCGAAUCUAUGUUUACGUCACCUCCUACGAUCCUCUGCGGAUUUACCUCUUUUCAGAUGGACUCGUCCGCUUUGCCAGUUGCAAGUACUCCCCUUCCAUGAAGAGCCUUGGCAACAAGUUCAUGCACCUGACCAACUACAGUGUCAAUAAAAAGAAUGCCGAGUACCAGGCCAAUGCCGAUGCAACGGCCUGCCAGGGCCACAAAUGGGCACUGAAGGCUUUAUGGAACUACCUGAGCCAGAAGGGAGUCAAUAUUGAUGCCAUCUGGGAGAAGAUAAAGGAUGUUGUUGUCAAAACCAUCAUCUCGUCCGAACCCUAUGUGACCAGCCUACUGAAGAUGUACGUGCGGCGGCCGUACAGCUGCCACGAGCUCUUCGGUUUUGACAUCAUGUUGGAUGAGAACCUCAAGCCCUGGGUCCUGGAGGUCAACAUCUCCCCGAGCCUCCACUCCAACUCUCCCCUGGACAUCAGUAUCAAAGGCCAGAUGAUCCGGGACCUUCUGAACCUGGCAGGCUUUGUUCUGCCCAACGCAGGGGAUGUCGUGUCCAGCUCCAGCAGCUCCGGCAGCUCCAGCGCCAGCCUGCCCAGCUCCCCCAGUGAUAAAUGUCGAAUGGCCCCGGAGCAUUUCACUGCACAGAAGAUGAAGAAAGCCUAUUAUCUGACCCAGAAAAUUCCUGAUCAGGACUUCUAUGCAUCUGUGCUGGAUGUCCUGACGCCAGAUGACGUUCGGAUUCUGGUUGAGAUGGAGGAUGAGUUUUCUCGCCGUGGUCAAUUUGAACGAAUUUUUCCUUCUCGAAUCUCCUCUCGCUAUCUCCGCUUUUUUGAGCAGCCACGAUAUUUCAACAUUCUCACCACCCAAUGGGAACAGAAGUACCAUGGCAACAAGCUCAAAGGAGUAGAUCUGCUUCGGAGUUGGUGCUACAAAGGGUUCCACACAGGAGCCAUCUCUGAUGCGGCUCCAGUGUGGUCCCUCCCAACAUCACUUCUGACCGUCCCAAAGGGGGAUGUGGCACUCAGUGCUCUCUCCAAAUCAGAGACUGACAAGCUGGGAAAACACAGCUUCUCCGAGGGAAGCAUACCACUCUCUGAAGACGGGACCAUCCCGAAGCCCAAGAAGACCCAAGCUGGCCUUUCUCCUCUCCCCAGGAAACCCAGUUCUUCCAAGGACAGUGAGGACACCAGCAAAGAGCCCAGCGUCUCCACCCAGAUGUUACCUCUGAUGAAGUACUCUGGGCAGACUUCGAGACUGUCUGCUUCCCCCACCUCCCAGUCAACCGGUGACUCACUCCUGGCUGCUGUGAGCCCGUGACUGGCCUCCCUCCACUCGCCCCUGCCUAGGAGCACCGGUAUUAGCUACCUCAUGGGAACUGGCCGGCCGGCUGGCUGGUCAGCCAGCCUGAGCCCCAGCCCCUUCCUCAAAGUUUUUUUUGUUUUUUUUUUUUUUUUGAAGUGGUUGAAUUGCAGAGAUGGGUAUCUGGAGGGGUGGUGGGAAUGUGGAAUGGGGAGAAGGUGAGGAAGGUUCACUGGCUGGUACCUCAUAUCUUCGCAGAGAAGCCACUGAUGGCCACUCAGCCUUAUAAAGCAGGGUUUGGUUUCUAACUUCAGAGAGCCGUGUGUGGUUUGUUUCCGACCUUGGUUCGGCGAUUAAGUCACAGCUCUGGAGGAGAAACCGCACUGAACACAUUUGGGCCUGAAGUCCUUUGCCUGUAAUUGAGGAGGUCCCUCCAAAGGUCCUUAUCUCCUCAGGUCUCACCCUCAGUCCCGGCACCCCACACCCUGUCCUGAGGACACUUUGAGAAACCUUGAGUCUUCCUCAGUAGGCAGGCAGGGAGAGCCCGCACACGGAUAAACCCACUUCCUGUCGUCCUCGUCUUAAGGGCUUCACUUCCUCCAGCACCCAGCGGCCAGAAGUCCUGAGCCUUUGUAUUCUGACCUCACGUCACGACCUGUCCAACCUUCUGGACUUCUCUCAGGGAUGUUAGUUCUUGGUGCUCUGUGAGGUGAGAGGUCUCGUGAGCUUUGCAAAUUUCCUGUGGCCCCAGUGAAGGAGCCCAGAUAAUCAGUUGCUGUUGUCUCUGUCCAUCCAUCGAAGGACACAGUCCAGGGCAGGAGCUCUGAUUUCAUGUCCCCUCAACACAGAGGGAGUCUCGGCUUCUGCUUACUCCCGUCACAGUCUCUGAUUAGCGGGGUCUGGCUCCCAGGUCACGAGGGCAAGUGGAGUCUGGUGGCGUGGCAGGUGGGUUUCAGGAGCAGUCACCCCUGUAGGAUGGCUUUCUAGCCGGACCGCUGACGAAACUCUCGUAGUCUUAACUGAAUCUGCCUCCCCAAGACCCAGUAAGAUGGCAAGUGUGGGAUAAAUGUCGACUGAGUGAACGGUGCCUAUGAAGAACACGAGCCCCCGAGCCGGGCGUUCUGCUCCUUUCCUGGGGCAGAGUGGUGUCCAGGGGAAGUACACAGUGUGAUAGUGUGGAUCAGAAAGGUGCUUUUCGGGCGCCUGGGUGGCUCAGUUGGUUGAGCGACUGCCUUCGGCUUGGGUCAUGAUCCUGGAGUCCCGGGAUCGAG
Molecule: messenger RNA, 5880 nt
Organism: Zalophus californianus (California sea lion)
Lineage: Eukaryota; Metazoa; Chordata; Mammalia; Carnivora; Otariidae
Gene: TTLL4
Product: tubulin tyrosine ligase like 4
Exons: 25
Coding region: 1016-4627 (1203 amino acids)
Biological process (GO): microtubule cytoskeleton organization; protein polyglutamylation
Cellular component (GO): cilium
Molecular function (GO): tubulin-glutamic acid ligase activity; tubulin binding
Source: RefSeq, a predicted model, not a curated record